AGUUCUUAUUUUUUACUUCUCUUCUUGAAGAUCUUCUUUUUUAUUCACUGCAACAACAACAUUAACAACAAAAAUGCCACCAGAUAGACCAACCAAGCCUGCUCUCCCAAGACCUUAUCCUGCUCCAGUAAAACGCUGAUUGGAGUCUCUGUUUCUGUAUUCUUUCUGUUUAGUUGAUGCUUUCUUUUUCCAGCUUAAUACUAUUAUCUUUUGGGUCAUUCUUAUAUGUACAUACAUAUUGCAAAACAAAUCUGUCCAUUUUCUAUAUAUCUUUUGUCUCUUUUAUGCUAUACAUAGUUUUAUAUACACAUAUAUCUAAAAAGUCAUUCUUUACAUCUUUUUUCUUCUUCUCUUUCUUCAUAUACACAUGAAUCAUAUUAUAAAUAUAUAUAUACAUUUACAUUUACAUUAUAAACAAUUGUUGUAUUCAACACUGUAUGCUUAUUUUUUUUAUUGAUAGUUGAUCUAUACACAACACUCCUUUUUCUACAGCUACUCAAGACCCUUCUUCUUCUUUUUUCCCUAUACCCAAAUAAUGAUAAUAAUAAAAAAAAAAUUCGAUAUGUUCAUAAGUGUCACCAUGCA
Gilbertella persicaria is the source of this 585-nucleotide messenger RNA. RefSeq lists its product as uncharacterized. NCBI's taxonomy places the organism in Eukaryota, Fungi, Mucoromycota, Mucoromycetes, Mucorales, Choanephoraceae. The transcript has a single exon. The record is from RefSeq and is a predicted model, not a curated record. The coding region runs from base 177 to 371 and encodes 64 amino acids.